Molecule: messenger RNA, 1725 nt
Organism: Medicago truncatula (barrel medic)
Lineage: Eukaryota; Viridiplantae; Streptophyta; Magnoliopsida; Fabales; Fabaceae
Product: GRAS family protein RAD1-like
Exons: 1
Coding region: 14-1519 (501 amino acids)
Source: RefSeq, a predicted model, not a curated record
AAAUCCAUCAUUAAUGGGUUCUUACUAUGCUUCUUUAUAUCCAAAUUUGCCUAUUUUAGAAAACAGUGCUACUUCAACAUGGAUCCUUAAUCCAUUUUCUGAUCAUGAAACUGAAACCAUUAGGGAUCACAAGAAAUUGAAAAGAUCAACCGUAACUAUCCCUAUUUGGUUUGCUAAUUUCAGCAGCCAUAGUAAUAGUUUCUUCAAUAACAUCAACAGCAAUAACAACAGUGUGAAUAGCAUUCCAAGGCUUCAUUUCAGAGAUCACAUAAGAACUUAUAAACAAAGAUAUUUUGCUUCUGAAGCUGUUGAAGAAGCAGCAGAAGAUAACUUCAACUACAAUAAUUGCGAAGCUGAAGAAGAUGGUUCAUGUGCUGAUGGAAUGAGACUAGUUCAACUUCUAAUUGCAUGUGCUGAAGCUGUCGCGUGUCGCGAUAAAUCACACGCUUCGGUUUUACUAUCUGAGCUUAAAUCAAAUGCUUUGGUGUUUGGUUCUUCGUUUCAAAGAGUUGCUUCUUGUUUUGUUCAAGGACUCACAGAGAGACUAACUCUGAUUCAACCAAUUGGUAAUAACUCUGCUGGAUCAGAUACAAAAUCAAUGAUGAACAUAAUGGAUGCUGCAUCAGAAGAAAUGGAAGAAGCAUUCAAGUUGGUUUAUGAAAAUUGUCCACAUAUUCAAUUUGGACAUUUUGUGGCUAAUUCCAUAAUAUUGGAAGCCUUUGAGGGUGAGAGUUUUCUUCAUGUGGUUGAUCUUGGCAUGAGCCUUGGUCUUCCACAUGGACACCAAUGGCGAGGACUAAUUCAAAGUCUCGCGGAUCGAUCCAGCCACCGUGUUCGGAGGCUUAGGAUCACAGCGAUUGGUCUAUGCAUUGCUAGAAUCCAAGUCAUUGGUGAAGAACUCUCAAUUUACGCGAAAAACUUGGGGAUUCAUUUGGAAUUCUCAAUUGUUGAGAAGAAUUUGGAGAAUUUGAAACCUAAGGACAUAAAAGUGAAUGAAAAAGAGGUCCUUGUGGUUAACAGCAUUCUUCAAUUGCAUUGUGUUGUUAAAGAGAGUCGUGGCGCUUUGAAUGCGGUUUUACAAAUGAUACACGGUCUUUCACCGAAAGUGUUGGUUAUGGCUGAGCAAGAUUCUGGUCAUAAUGGACCUUUUUUCCUUGGAAGGUUUAUGGAAUCAUUGCAUUAUUAUUCUGCUAUUUUUGACUCAUUGGAUGCUAUGCUGCCAAAGUAUGACACUAAGAGGGCAAAAAUGGAACAGUUUUAUUUUGCUGAGGAGAUAAAGAACAUUGUGAGCUGUGAAGGACCAUUGAGGAUGGAGAGGCAUGAGAAAGUUGAUCAGUGGAGGAGGAGAAUGAGUAGGGCUGGAUUUCAAGGUUCACCUAUUAAGAUGGUGGUUCAAGCUAAGCAGUGGCUUGUGAAGAAUAAUGUUUGUGAUGGAUAUACUGUUGUGGAAGAGAAAGGGUGUUUGGUUCUUGGAUGGAAAUCAAAGCCUAUUGUUGCAGUUUCUUGCUGGAAAUGCUGAAUGACCUCUUUUUAGUUCUGUCAAUAAAUAACAGUUCUGUGAGAAGCUGUUAUAUGUGUUUGAAUAAUUUGUUUUUGUGUGCAUGUUGUGAAUUUAAGACCCUAUAUUAGUAGCUUGUGAAAGUACUGAAAUAUUUAGGGCGAGAAUAAAACUUUUGAUGUAAUUCUGUGUGUGGUGUGGCUGCUUGAGAUGGAGCAGAAAUAAAG